Cylicocyclus nassatus is the source of this 1017-nucleotide messenger RNA. Lineage: Eukaryota; Metazoa; Nematoda; Chromadorea; Rhabditida; Strongylidae. The record is from the annotation of a GenBank genome assembly.
AUGAUUUUUCAAAAUCCUUCAUUUGCAGUUGUUGCGGAUUCCGUCGGCAAGCGUUUCUUGUCCGGUUUCGGUGGACAGGUAGACUUCAUCCGAGGAGCCGCUCUUUCCGAUGAUGGACUCGGCAAGCCAAUUAUUGCACUUCCAGCCAUGUCAAAGAAAGGAAUUAGCAAGAUUGUGCCAUAUAUCAACGAGGGUGCUGGUGUUGUGACUACACGCUCUCAUGUGCAUUACGUUGUGACUGAAUACGGUAUUGCUCAACUAUGGGGAAAGAACAUGCGACAAAGAGCUUACGAGUUGAUCAAGAUUGCUCAUCCUUCCAAGCAACAAGAACUUGAGAAAGCUGCUUUCGAAAGAUUAAAGUUUGUACAGUUUCUCGUUAGGAUGCAGCCGAAUUCGACAGCAGCUAAGCGAGCUGUUAAAAGAGGCGUUUUGGUUCUAGACGAGUCACCACAGAAGCGUAUGCGAAUGAAUGCGAUGUCCCUAAGAAAUAUAGAAGCAGCACAGGGCGGAUUGGACCCCGUUCUAGAAAAAACAAUCUCAACUACUCUUUCUUCGUUAAGCCAAGCGGAGACAUUGCUGGCGAAGACGCUGGGGAGGGAAGCCGUGAUGGCUGGGCUGGGAAACAUGGAGACCUAUGUGGAUAAAGUAAAGGGUGGUGGAUAUCGAGGGGAGAUUCAGAGGGAAUGCGAGGGAGGGGAAUCUGACUUUAAUACGCGUAAGUUUGAUUCCGAUGUGUCGUCAAUUUCGCCCCCGAAACGUCGCAAAUAUACGGAUAGGGAAGUUAAUAAGUUUCAAAUGGAGGUUCUAAAAGAAGAAAAGGCACUAGUAGCCAAAAAAUCACUUUUUUUGGAUAGGCAAUUAGAACUGCUUGGCGAAAUCAAGGAAAUGAUUAGUGAAAGCCUACACAUCUUACGCGGAAAAAGAGAAGUGAAGAAACCAACAAAGCAAAUAGAGCUUUGGAAUCCCUGUGAUGGGGAUCCCAACGUAGCUGAAUCCGUAGAAUCUACAGAUCUUUAA